Molossus molossus (Pallas's mastiff bat) is the source of this 2402-nucleotide messenger RNA. It is a transcript of the gene SLC33A1, whose product is annotated as solute carrier family 33 member 1. The transcript is spliced from 7 exons. Gene Ontology annotation, molecular function: acetyl-CoA transmembrane transporter activity. NCBI's taxonomy places the organism in Eukaryota, Metazoa, Chordata, Mammalia, Chiroptera, Molossidae. Gene Ontology annotation, cellular component: membrane. The record is from RefSeq and is a predicted model, not a curated record. The coding region runs from base 431 to 2083 and encodes 550 amino acids.
UAUCCGGUAUCUCUGGUGUCCUGCGGAGGAAGCGUUGGCUGCUGCUUCGGUAGCGGCGCGAGCUGGAAGUCGGUCCGUAGACUGGCCGUUCAGUCUCGCCGCUGUUAGGCGCCGGUUUCCAUCAUAGCACCACGGCCCCCUCCUCCAGCUCCGAGCCCGGCGCGGCUGCCCGGGGGGCUUCUUCAGCCUCCUUGACGCCGCUCCAAGGGGCACCUACCUGGCCAUCGCCUGGGUCUGCAGCCAGGGCACUGGCUCUCGGCCUCAGUACUCCGUGCCGCAGUAAGAAGCACCCUUGUCACCCCGCACCCUGACUCCCUCUCUGAGCCACCAAGACCCUUGUCCAGAGCGGCAGCCUUGGAUCUCAGACUAGACGGAUCCAAAACGCUCAGCCCCGGCACCCCCUCGGACGGAGCUCUGCAUCGUCUCUAAUAUGUCUCCCACCAUCUCCCUCAAAGACAACAGUCGGCAACGACGGCCAGGGACUUUCAACCACUCUCUGGAUAUGAAGAGCGGCCUUCUGCCGCCCGGCACCUGGGAUGACAGUCAUCUGGAUUUGGUGGGCGGAGAAGGGGACAAAGAAGCCCUUCUUUGGGAUACCGGCAUCGGUGAUUUCUCAAAACCCCCACGGAGCUGCCGGGCCGAAUUAAGCAGCAUUUUGCUGUUGCUUUUUCUUUACGUGCUUCAGGGCAUUCCACUGGGCCUGGCGGGAAGUAUACCACUCAUUUUGCAGAGCAAAAAUAUUAGCUAUACAGAUCAAGCUUUCUUCAGUUUGGUUUUUUGGCCCUUCAGUCUCAAAUUGCUUUGGGCCCCAUUGGUUGAUGCAGUUUACUUUAGGAACUUCGGUCGUCGCAAAUCUUGGCUUGUCCCUACACAGUAUAUACUGGGAAUCUUCAUGAUAUAUUUAUCCACUCAGGUGGACCGUUUGCUCGGGAAUACUGAUGGCAGAAGCCCCGAUGUGGUUGCUCUCACAGUGACAUUCUUUUUGUUUGAAUUCCUGGCUGCCACACAGGACAUCGCCGUGGAUGGUUGGGCAUUAACUAUGUUAUCCCGGGAGAACGUGGGUUAUGCUUCUACUUGCAAUUCAGUGGGCCAAACAGCGGGCUACUUUUUGGGCAAUGUUUUAUUUUUGGCCCUUGAAUCUGCCGACUUUUGCAACAAAUAUUUGCGGUUUCAGCCUCAACCCAGGGGAAUCGUUACUCUUUCAGAUUUCCUUUUUUUCUGGGGAACUGUGUUUCUGAUAACAACAACUUUAGUUGCCAUUCUGAAAAAAGAAAACAAGGAGGUGUCAGUAGGAAAAGAAGAUACCCAAGGGAUCACAGAUACUUACAAGCUGCUUUUUGCGAUUAUAAAAAUGCCAGCAGUUCUGACAUUUUGCCUUCUGAUUCUUACUGCAAAGAUUGGUUUUUCAGCAGCAGAUGCAGUAACAGGACUGAAGUUGGUAGAAGAGGGUGUACCUAAAGAACAUUUAGCCUUAUUGGCAGUUCCAAUGGUUCCUUUGCAGAUACUGUUGCCUCUGAUUAUCAGCAAAUACACUUCAGGUCCCCAGCCACUAAAUGUAUUUUACAAAGCUAUGCCCUACAGAUUAUUGCUUGGAUUAGGGUUUGCUCUGCUGGUUUGGUGGACUCCUAAAGUAGAACAUCAAGGGGGAUUCCCUAUGUAUUACUAUAUCAUAGUGCUGCUGAGUUAUGCGUUACACCAGGUUACAUUGUACAGCAUGUAUGUUUCCAUAAUGGCUUUUAAUGCAAAGGUUAGUGAUCCACUUAUUGGAGGAACAUAUAUGACUCUCUUAAAUACAGUGUCCAAUCUGGGAGGAAACUGGCCUUCUACAGUAGCCCUUUGGCUAGUAGAUCCCCUCACUGUGAAAGAGUGUGUAGGAGCAUCAAACCAGAAUUGUCGAAUUCCUGAUAAUGUUGAACUUUGCAAAAAACUCGGUGGCUCAUGUGUUACGGCACUGGAUGGUUAUUAUGUAGAGUCCAUUAUUUGUGUGUUUAUUGGAUUUGGGUGGUGGUUCUUUCUUGGUCCAAAAUUUAAAAAAUUGCAAGAUGAGGGGCCAUCUUCAUGGAAGUGCAAAAGGAGCAAUUAAUGCAUUAACUACUGGACAUUCAAAGAAAGGUUGAAUUUUAGAGUGGGGUUUUUAUAAGUAAUGGAGGAUAAACUGGGUGGGAGAAAAUGGCACUUGGUAUUCGAAGAAAGACAGACCGAGGCAGCGGCCUCUAAAAUGCAUGCAUUGCCAUUGGAAGCCUGUGUUGGCAUUGAUGUCAGAUCCUGAAGAACCACCUGGAAAAUCAUCCUGGAGACAAGGAGGCUACACCAAAUGAUAGACUCCAGUACUUUGUCACAUGGGUUGUGCAUUAUCAUGUAUUAUAAUCAAAGUGUUUACUUGAAUAAAGAAAAAACCCACU